Armigeres subalbatus is the source of this 2556-nucleotide messenger RNA. RefSeq lists its product as uncharacterized. The record is from RefSeq and is a predicted model, not a curated record. NCBI's taxonomy places the organism in Eukaryota, Metazoa, Arthropoda, Insecta, Diptera, Culicidae. Bases 49 to 2556 code for a protein of 835 amino acids. The transcript is spliced from 4 exons. Gene Ontology annotation, molecular function: nucleic acid binding; zinc ion binding.
GAGAUCGACCGGUUCGCUGUGUAUAGUGCUGUGAAGACGAUCGUUACAAUGGCGACGGGAAUAAAAAUCGAUGCGGCAGUGAUGCCAUCUUUUACAGUUGGUUCUGAUCCUAGGAAUAAUUGGGAGAAAUGGAAAAGAGCAUUUGAAAGAUUUGUUUCGGCUAAUAGUAUUGUCGGUGAUGUAGAAAAGUAUAACCUGCUCUUGGUGAUCGGGGGCAUUGAAUUACAGUCCCACUAUGACAAAAUCGAAAAGAUGCAAGUAUGUAUUCCAAUUCGACCAGAUAGUAAUGACUUACAAGUUCUGCAAUAUGAAUCAGCUAUUCUGGCGUUCGAUAACCAUUUCGCACCACAACUGAAUAAGCGAUUUGAAAGACAUCAGUUUCGGGCAUUGAAACAAGAGCAUUCCGAGAAUUUCGAAAACUUCAUUUUCCGAUUGAAAGAGCAAGGAAACCGUUGUCAGUUUGUUGACUUGGACGACAUGAUUAUCGAUCAAGUUAUCGAGGGUUGUUACUCUACCGAUCUGAGAAAGAAGCUAUUGACUGAAGAAAAAAGUUUGUUGGAAGUUCUUCAGUUGGGAAAAACUAUGGAAGAGGUUCACAAACAUGCAAAAGAAUACGACAAGGCAUCGUCGUUGACAUCCGUACAAUCAUUAGUACAAAACGUUACGGAGAAACAGCGAUAUCAAAGAACCUCUUAUCAGGGCAACAGGAAAUGCUACAAUUGUAAUCGACCAGGGCAUAUCGCGAAGGAAAUACACAAAUGUCCUGCCAAGAAUGUAACAUGUUUCAAUUGUGGAAUGCGAGGACAUUUUAAAGCAAGCUGUAGGAAACGAAAGGUGGAGGAACCUCAGACGUCACAGAAACAGAAUAAAAAGGUUUGUGCGCUGGUUGAUGCUACACCACAAUCUGCCGGGAUAUUUUUCGUUAACGAUGGAGAGCCAUCCGAAAUUCUUCUUUUUGAUGUUGGGGGUUUGCUGUUAGAGAUGGUAGUGGAUUCAGGAUCACCGGCAAAUAUAAUUCGAGAGUCUACCUAUCAAAAGCUCAAGGCGGCUGGUGCUAACAUUAUGGGCGAAAGAAAUGGCGGGGAUCUACAAGUGCGGUUAGAGUCCUUCGCCUCCGAUAGCAAAAUAUUGUUUUCGUGCGCGUUUGAGGCAGAAAUAAAAACACCCGGCGCAGAUAAUGGAGUGUGGACACAUUUUCUGGUUGCACCGAAGGGCCAAACGGAUUUGCUGAGCAAAGCAACGGCAUUCGCACUUGGUGUCCUCAAAAUAGGAUACAGCGUGAACCAAAUUACCGGUAUACGAAAUUCAACUAUAUCGAUUUCGGAAUUUCCAAAGAUACCGAAUGUUGCUUUGAAGAUCCAAGUGGAUGAACACAUCAAACCGAUUGUGCAGGCUGCAAGACGCUUACCUAUAUCAAUGGAAGCUGACGUUGAAGAGGUCAUACAGGACUUAAUCGAUAAAAAGAUUAUCGAACGUGCUGAAGCCCCGUUCACGUGGAUAUCGCCACUUGUACCUGUUAGAAAAAGUGAUGGAAAGAUAAGACUCUGUGUUGACAUGCGGGCUGCCAAUCAGGCGGUCAUUCGAGAGAACUAUCCCAUGCCCAACAUUGAUACCGCCAUAGCUGGAAUUCGCAAGGUUGCCAAACUAUCGAAAAUAGAUCUUGAGUCAGCGUAUUACCAUAUCGAGUUAGAGUCGGAGAGUAGGAAAAUUACCACAUUUGUAUCAAGAAGUGGAGUAUAUCGUUUUCGCAGGCUGAUGUUCGGCAUUAAGUCUGCUCCCGAACUAUUUCAGCGGGAAAUGGAGAAUUUGUUUCGAGGUAUCAAAGGGUUGAUUGUGUUUAUGGACGAUCUACUAAUUUUUGCUAGUACCGAAGAAGAGCAUGAUGAGAUACUGGCGGAAGUAUUACGUCGGAUUAAGUCGGUUAACAUGAAGAUUAACGAUAAAAAAUCAGUUUUUGGCGUUACGGAACUUGAAUUUCUCGGUCAUAUAGUAUCUGUUGAUGGGAUUAGACCAACUCAAGAUAAAAUUCAAGCAAUUUUGGAUUUGCGGCCGCCUACAAAUUUAACAGAGUUGAAAUCUCUGCUAGGUAUGAUAAAUUUUGUUGGGAAAUUCAUUCCGAACUUGGCAACAAAAACAUCUGAAAUGCGUAAUUUGCUGACGAAGGAAUCGACAUUUGUAUGGAACAAACAUCAUUCAAACGAACUACAGCAAAUUAAAUCAGUUUUGGAUGCUAGUCCCGUAGGAGUUGGCGCCAUUUUAAUUCAAAUUGAAAAUGGAGUAUCUCGUGCCAUCUACUGUGUGUCUAAAAGCUCAGCCAGUCACGAGAGGAAAUACUGUCAGACCGAGAGGGAAUGUUAUGCGAUUGUGUGGGCUAUGGAAAAAUUUUACAUUUAUCUAUACGGUCGACAUUUUUCCCUAAUAACGGACUGCAAGCCCUUGCAGUAUCUGUUCAACCAGCCCAAUCGAAACCGUCAGCAAGAAUCGAGCGAUGGAUUUUGCGCCUACAAGCAUUUGAUUUCGAAGUCAAAUACGAGCCAGGAGAUAAAAUUUGGCUGA